AUGUCGCAACCAAAUACAUCACUGGUGCCAGAAGGAAAUCAAGGCUCUCUGCAAGAAGAUGUUAAUUUUGAUUUCAAUGGGGUACCUGGCCAAGCUUUAGAUGCUGUACGUAUGCGUUUGGCUCAAUUGACUCACUCGUUAAGGAGGAUCAGAGACGAGAUGUCUAAGGCUGAACUUCCACAAUGGUAUACACUUCAAUCACAGCUAAAUGUCACAUUGUCGCAGCUUGUUUCUGUUACAUCGACCUUGCAACAUUUUCAAGAAACUUUGGAUUCUACAGUGGUUUACCCGCUACCCAAAUUUCCAACGACUUCACAUGAAAGUCUAGUCACUACGCUUUUGAGGAAGAAGAAUAUCCCUGAAGUAGACGAAUGGAUGAAAUAUGUUAGAGAAGCGUCUGGAAUAAGCACAAAUUUGCUGAAGGAUGAAGAAAUGGCAAAACUGUUGCAACAGGACAAAGAAAUAACGAACUGGGCACGUACUACGUUUGGAAAGGAAUAUGAAAAACACGAUUUUAAACAUGAAGAAGCCAUAGACGAAGAAGACGUUUCACUUCUUGUACGAGAUAGCAAGUCCUCUAAACCUUUUGACGUUGAUGAUAUUUUAAAGUUUACUUACACUGGAGAAAAGCCUGUUUCUGCGGGGUCAAAUCCAACACUGUGA
Messenger RNA from Saccharomyces kudriavzevii IFO 1802, 663 nucleotides. It is a transcript of the gene MED8, whose product is annotated as RNA polymerase II mediator complex subunit MED8. Gene Ontology annotation, biological process: regulation of transcription by RNA polymerase II. Gene Ontology annotation, cellular component: mediator complex; core mediator complex. The transcript has a single exon. NCBI's taxonomy places the organism in Eukaryota, Fungi, Ascomycota, Saccharomycetes, Saccharomycetales, Saccharomycetaceae. Gene Ontology annotation, molecular function: RNA polymerase II cis-regulatory region sequence-specific DNA binding; transcription coregulator activity. The record is from RefSeq and is a predicted model, not a curated record. The coding region runs from base 1 to 663 and encodes 220 amino acids.